UUCAGUUAAAGUAGGCAGGAAUUCUGCUCUCUCUUGUAUUAAACCGGUGAAAGCAGCUUCCUGCCUGCCUCGAUUUUUUUAUAUGUAUGCCUCGCCCUCACUCCUUACUCUCUCCUUUGCACCCCUAGUACUGCUCCUCCUACUUGCGCUCUUCGCGCAGCAAGACAUAGAAGAAGAAUCACCUGCUACUCAUGCAUGAGCACCGCCUCCUCGCGCCGCAUAUGAAUCAGACAUGAAUAGGGGCCACAGCAGCAGCUCCUCGAAGCUCAUCAACGAGAAGCUCGAGGAACACCGGAUCUCCACUGCGAAGCACUGCCCCCACUGCGGCGAGAAAAUCGACAGCAAGCCGAAGGAUUGGGUGGGGCUGCCAGCCGGCGUCAAGUUCGAUCCAACUGACCAGGAGCUGAUUGAGCACCUCGAGUCGAAAGUGAAGGAUGAAGGCUCGAGAUCCCACCCUCUCAUCGACGAGUUCAUACCCACAAUAGAUGGGGAGGACGGCAUAUGUUACACCCACCCCGAGAAACUUCCAGGUGUGACCAGGGAUGGCCUAAGCAAGCACUUCUUCCACCGGCCAUCCAAGGCCUAUACAACUGGCACGAGGAAGAGGAGGAAGAUACAGACGGAGUGCGACGUCCACAAGGGAGAGACGAGGUGGCACAAGACCGGCAAGACGCGGCCGGUGAUGGUGAACGGCCGGCAGAAGGGGUGCAAGAAGAUUCUGGUGCUGUACACCAACUUCGGCAAGCACCGCAAGCCGGAGAAGACCAACUGGGUGAUGCACCAGUACCACCUCGGCGACCUCGAAGAGGAGAAAGAGGGGGAGCUGGUGGUGUGCAAGAUCUUCUACCAGACGCAGCCCAGGCAGUGCAGCUGGUCCUCCGAGCGGGGCGCCGCCGCUGCUGCUGCGGUGGCAGCAGCUACAGCGCAGGAGCAGCGUAGGAAGGAUAGCGGCAGCGGCAGCUGCUCGUCGAGGGACCACGAGGUGUCGGCGACAUCGUUCCCGGCUGGAUACACGGUCACCACCGCCGUCGAGAUGCAGCAGCAGCCAGCGGACCAUUUCAGCUUCGUGCCUUUCAGGAAGACCUUUGAUCAGGAGGUUGGUAUAGGUGGUGAUCAGGUGCCAUCUAAUCAGCUUGGACGAUCAGAACAGCAUCAUGCCGGCCAGGAGCAGCAGCCACACCGGCCGGUGCUCGCGACCACGGCCGUCCCUGCCACGGCUUUCCUUAUCAGUAGGCCAUCGAACCCCGUCUCGACAAUUGUGCCACCUGCAAUGCAGCACGCGUCAGUUGUUCUCGAUCACGAUCAGUUCCAUGUGCCAGCAAUCCUUCUACAUCACCACGAUAAAUUUCAGAACUUGCAACAACAGCAUCAGCACCAACAGCAACAGCCACAGCAAAAGCUUGAUCGCAGAUCUGCUGGAUUGGAAGAAUUGAUAAUGGGCUGCACAUCGUCCACAAGCACAAAAGGGGAAACUUCACUUCCUCAGUCCCAAGAGACAGAAUGGCCUUACCCUUACUGGCCGCCUGACAACCAAGAUCAUCAUGGAUAGUAGCAACAAGGCUGUUAAAUAGUGGCGAUCAAAACCAAAACUAACCACACCACCUUCAAUGGAAUGGUCUUUGUCUCUCCUUGAAUAUACUGGACAUUGCUUUAAUUUCUUGGAGAAUGUACUGCUGUUGGAAGAUAAAGAAAACAGAUCUACGUGGAUCUCCCUCAAGGAAAAAAUGGUGAUGAUAAAAUUAAUUGUGAGCUCUUCAAGGAACAGAGACAAAGCGGUGAAAAAAUAGAGAAAAAAAGAAAGAUCGAUGGGAGGAAAGGUAUUGUUGUGCUGACAUCAAAACGAAGCAUAACUGGCCUAGAUGCAACCCGUAUUAGUGCAACUUGAUCAAGUAUAACUACAAUCGAUCCAUGGUUUAUCACAGUUUUUUCAUUUGUAUUGGCUAUUUUUCAAUUGUAAAAAGUAGUAUUGUUUGCAUGUACAUUAACCUGGCCCCUUCUUUGCUUUUUGAAUCGAUACUUAUUUCCCCCUUGUUAAUUUGUGCUCCAAAUAUGCAUCAUGGAGGAAUAAACUCAGUAAGUUCUUUAUUC
Molecule: messenger RNA, 2088 nt
Organism: Setaria italica (foxtail millet)
Lineage: Eukaryota; Viridiplantae; Streptophyta; Magnoliopsida; Poales; Poaceae
Exons: 7
Coding region: 233-1549 (438 amino acids)
Biological process (GO): regulation of DNA-templated transcription
Cellular component (GO): nucleus
Molecular function (GO): transcription cis-regulatory region binding; DNA-binding transcription factor activity
Source: RefSeq, a predicted model, not a curated record